CAAGUCUCUGUCUACCCCCACCUGCAGGGCGACGUUCACCACUAACCUCGCUCUAAAGCAGACAGGAACCAUGUCACGAACAAAAGACAUUCGAGCAUACUGCGGUCCGGGCCGCCCUCUUAUGUUACGUUGGCCCUCGGCGCCAGAAGGGGUUGACGAUGCGAAGAGUUCGGGGUUGAUUUGUGCGACGGUCGUGGCGCGUGCGAUGUGGUCGCGCAUCAAGCCACAGUUUUGGCCCGAGCAAAGAGAUGACGAGGACGCGAUUACGACGUAUACAUUCGCCGACUUCAAAGACGGGUUGCCGUGGCUUGCGGAGUCGCUCCAGGAGAUCUGGGAGAAGGCGAAGGAGUCAACACAGCAAGGCGGGCAGGUGGACGACUCGUUCGCCGGCAUCUGCAGGAGCCCCCGCUUUGUCAGGGCCUUCUGGGCCAACCCGCUGUUUCGGCUGACGACGGACCAUUACAGGGUUGGUUGGCAAUACGACGAGCCCCACGUCGUCCUUGGGGGCGAUGACCUGGCGAGACAAGCUCUCGUGGCCUGGGAUGGUGUCGAGCCAGAGACACUGGCGCAAGCCAUCAACAACCUGACAUUCAAGAAAGAGGAUGACCGGAGGAACAUAAUUUCCGCAUUCUUCUCGAAUCCGAGCCUGCUCCAGGUUGACUUGACCCCGGGCAACGGCUCAGACAAGUCCCUUGCCGACAUACAGACCUUCGAAGCGGACAGGUGGGCCUUCGUGCCGAACUCGCACAGCCCGUGCGGGAAAUGGAAGGUGACAGGCCAGGUGCAUUACUCGCUUAUGGCAGUUGUCCUACACCGCGAGAACGAGGACGGCGUCGACUCCGUCCGGACGUUUCGUGAGAACGGACAGGAAGAGCUGCUCGAGGGUGUGUGUGAGAUUGCCUGGCCGUUUGAUCUGGACGAGCCAGUCCCCGCCGGCCGCAAGGUCACGGUGUUUUACAACUCAGCCUUGCCGUCCGGCAAGGUUUAUCCCCUAACUCCAUCUAAGAGAUUUCCAGCCUUGCCCAUGGAACUCAAUGCGGAUAUCAAAGCACAGGUCUGGGGCAGUGUCGAGGCGGAGGGCGGCGAGGCGGCAGAGGACGAGCUUGAGCUGGCAGACCUGUUCAUAGCUGGGCUGUCGCAGUGGAAGUCAGUCCGGGACGAGCCUGCGGCCGGGUCAGACAGACACGGCCCACAGUCGGCGUCAGCAGACAUGCAGGGCCACGGCGAGAGGGAGGCGCGCCCGUCUGGUCGAUCACAGACGGACCCUGCACCUGGCAAAGCCUCCUCGCCGCGGCGCACUGCUCGGCGCAAUCAGCAACCCAACGCGUGGUCCAACGCGCAGUCCAACGCGCCGCUCGGUGCGCCGACAGGGCCACGUGCUCAAAGGCCGCCGAGGGGACCACGCGAGGAAGCCAGCGGGCCAAACGCCCUGCCAAUUCCAGCUGAUCGUCAACGUCUAGGCGACGGCCAGGUCGGCAAUAGUGUGGCAUCUCGAGGCGGCCGCGACAGGGGUGGCCGCGGCAGGGGCGGCCGCGGUGGGAGAUGA
Molecule: messenger RNA, 1546 nt
Organism: Diaporthe batatas
Lineage: Eukaryota; Fungi; Ascomycota; Sordariomycetes; Diaporthales; Diaporthaceae
Exons: 1
Coding region: 71-1546 (491 amino acids)
Source: RefSeq, a predicted model, not a curated record